This is a messenger RNA of Glossina fuscipes, 1994 nucleotides long. It is a transcript of the gene Snx27, whose product is annotated as sorting nexin-27. Gene Ontology annotation, molecular function: protein binding; phosphatidylinositol-3-phosphate binding. Lineage: Eukaryota; Metazoa; Arthropoda; Insecta; Diptera; Glossinidae. Gene Ontology annotation, biological process: intracellular protein transport; signal transduction. The record is from RefSeq and is a predicted model, not a curated record. Gene Ontology annotation, cellular component: early endosome. The transcript has 5 exons.
GUGAAGAAUAAUUAUUAUUGUUAAGGUAUUAAAGCAUAAUUUAAGAUAAUAAAGUAUUUUAAAAAUAAAAUUACACCGAAUAAGUGAGGAGGAAAAAGUGGUUACACACAUAGGUAACAAAAGAAGUUGCAAACAAAGUGGUCGUUAGUUAGUUUUUUGUGUUAAUUAUUUGAAAAAGUCGGUAGAAGAAGUUACGCAAAAGUUAAAAAGCGACUCGGCAAAAGAAAAAGGGUAAAAAACGAAAUAGCAGAACCAAGUCACAAAAUACUUGUUAAACAAAGCAAAAGUAAAACAGAUCAAUUAAGUGCUAAAAACCUGUACUUUAACGUCCGUGUGCGUGUGUGCGAGUUUAGGUGCGUGUGACAAGUGUUUAUUUAUUUCUAACUGAGUGUCUAACGCACAUAUAAAUGAGUAGUGAUACUGCGGUGUCGGCCAAUAAUGGGCCACGCGUUGUAACCAUUUACAAAACAGAAACGGGUUUCGGUUUCAAUGUGCGUGGCCAAGUAUCUGAAGGCGGCCAGUUGCGUUCUAUUAAUGGUGAAUUAUACGCCCCUUUACAGCAUGUUAGUGCGGUGUUAGAGAACGGUGCCGCCGAAAAAGCGGGCAUCAAAAAGGGUGAUCGUAUUUUGGAAGUUAACGGCGUUAGCGUUGAGGGUGCAACGCAUAAACAAGUUGUUGAUCUCAUUAAAUCUGGUGGUGAUUGUUUGACAUUAACUGUUAUAUCGGUGACACAACAAGUGAGUUGAAAAUAAAUUAUUCUAUAGAUACAAAAGAAUCAUAUUAAUUAUGGUUUUGCGUACUUUUCAAAUGAACAAUUUUAUUUCAGUAUUCCGGACUAUAGUAUCGUUAAUCGUAAUGGCGAGCGUUAUAUCGUUUUCAAUAUACAUAUGGCCGGUCGUCAGUUAUGUUCGCGUCGCUAUCGUGAAUUUGCUAAUUUACAUUCAAUGCUGCGCAAAGAGUUUACCGGUUUUAAUUUUCCCAAACUGCCUGGCAAAUGGCCAUUUCAGUUGAGUGAACAGCAAUUGGAUACACGUCGUCGCGGUUUAGAACAAUAUUUAGAAAAAGUGUGCGCGGUACGUGUUAUAGCGGAAAGUGACGCUGUACAAGAUUUUCUUACCGAUUCCGAAGAUGAUAUAUCCGCAUCGCCCGUUGAUAUUAAGGUAAUGCUGCCUGAUCAUGAAGUCACUACCGUAUCGGUUAAAAAAUCUGCCAAUGCUCAAGUUGUAUGGGAACUGCUGGUGCAACGUGCCAAUUUUACCUCCUAUACGCAACAGUAUUUCUAUCUUUUCGAAAUUGUUGAAUACAAUUUUGAACGUAAACUGCAGCCACAUGAAAUCCCACAUCAAUUGUAUGUGCAAAAUUAUAGCACAGCCUCGAGUACUUGUUUAUGCGUUAGACGUUGGCUAUUCUCGGUAACGAAAGAGUUGACUUUGCCUCAGGGCGAACAGGCGGCACGUUUCAUUUUCUACCAGGCGGUAGACGAAGUGAAUCGUGGCAAUAUACGUGCCGAAGGUCGUUUAUAUGAGUUAAAGGCGCUGCAAGAUGCUAAAAAAGCGUCAGAAUAUUUAGCUUUGGCUCGUACGCUACCCGGUUACGGAGAUGUUGUGUUUCCCCAUUGCGCUUGCGAUAGCCGCAAGGAAGGUCAUGUCGUACCGGCUGUAGGCAUGAAAAGUUUCCGCUUACACGCUUGUCGUGAGGACGGCUCCUUAGAAGCUCAAAUGGUCGAGCUGACUUGGGAAAGUAUUACACGCUGGGAAAGCGACGAAGAAUCAAUGGCAUUCUGUUUUCAAUACAAUCGCCCCGAUAAACCAGCGCGUUGGGUCAAAGUAUAUACACCCUAUCAUUCAUAUCUAGCUGACUGUUUUGAUCGAAUAAUAGAAGAACGUAAAUGGGAAGAUACUGGUGAUUAACAAUUGCAACGCUAUUAAGUUAUUCGCUUAAGUUUAAAAACAAAGAAAAAAAAAAAAAGAAAAACAAAACAAAACAAAACAAAA